Anolis carolinensis (green anole) is the source of this 5254-nucleotide messenger RNA. Its product is annotated as histone H3. Gene Ontology annotation, cellular component: nucleosome. Bases 2318 to 2728 code for a protein of 136 amino acids. The transcript has a single exon. Lineage: Eukaryota; Metazoa; Chordata; Lepidosauria; Squamata; Anolidae. The record is from RefSeq and is a predicted model, not a curated record. Gene Ontology annotation, molecular function: structural constituent of chromatin; protein heterodimerization activity; DNA binding.
GUGUGUGACUCCCAAGGCCCCAUUCACACUGCCAUGUAAAUCCAACUCCCAGAAUGAGCCAUUCCAAGUGCCAAACAAUAUUAACAUUGUGUUGCUGUGAGUUUUCUGAGCUGUGGCCAUGUUCCAGAAGCAUUCUCUCCUGAUGCUUCGCCCACAUCUAUGGCAAGCAUCCUCAGAGGUUGAGGUCUGUUGGAAACUAGGCAAGUGGGGUUUAUAUGUCUGAAUGUUUCAAUUGGCCACCUUGAUUAGCAUUGAAUAGCCUUUCAGCUUCAAGGCCUGGCUGCUUGCUGCCUGGAGGAAUCCUUUGUUGGGAGGUGUUAGCUGGCCCUGGUUGUUGUGCCUUCAAGUUAAUCAUGGGGCUGAGAGUGUGACUCCCAAGGCCCCAUUCACAGUGCCAUGUAAAUCCAACUCCCAGAAUCUCAGUAUUGAGCCAUGCCAAGUGCAAACAGGGAUUCCAGACAUGAAUUAAUCAGAACCAGCUUAUUUGUUUAUCAUGUCAAAAGCGAACCAAGAGUACAAGUUGCAAUGUUGCAAACACAGUUAAAAAAAAAACAGGCAUUAUACUAAAGGGCCAGCUAACACCUCCCAACAAAGGAUUCCCCCAGGCAGGAAGCAGCCAGACAUUGAAGAUGCAAGGCUGUUCAAUGCUAAUCAAGGUGGUAAAUUGCAACAGUCACACUUACCUCAGGCAGACAAGAGUUCUUUCUCCCACCCUGAACAUUACACAGAUAUAUAAACCCAACUUAUCUUGUUCCCAACAGACCUCACAAAAGCAUUGAUACUAUGUAGGUGUAUGGAUUGUUACUGAAUUUUAAAGUUAUUCUCCCCCGCCUUGGCUAAUUGAAAGAUAUGCAGGCAAGUUGCCUCCCUUAGCAGACAAGCCUGCCACGUUAUUCAUUUUUUUUAAUUAACAAGACGAAAUAAUACUGUAAUACAUGCAUAUAAAAAAGCAAGAGCGUCUGGUUAUUUGCAGAAAAUUAGUAUUGAACCAAAGCUGCGUAGCGAAAAGGAUUUACAAUUUUGAAAUACCCGCCUUUUGCUGUGAUUGGUCCACUCGAGGAGGUUCCCCGGCGCUUUUUAUCCAAUAGCUGUGUUCGAAAGGGACUGAUUUCCCUUUAUGAUCUUUUACAUAUUACAUUCACAGACGUUCAUAUAUUUUAAAAGCUAAAAUCGUGAUUAUUGAGUAACCUACGAAAUAUUGGGUUGCUAUGAGUUUUGUGAGCUGUCUGGACAUUUUCCAGAAGCAUUUUUUUCUGACAUUUCGCCCGCAUCUAUGGCAGGCAUCCUCAGAGGUUGUGAGGUCUGUUGGAAAGUCGGCAAGUGGGGUUUAUAUAUCUGUGGGAUGCCUAAGUUGGGAGAAAGAACUCUUGUCUGUUUGAGGCAAGUGUGAAUGUUGCAAUUGGCCAGCUUGAUUAGCAUUGAAUGAUCUUUCAGCUUCAACGUCUGGCUGCUUCCUGCAUGGGGGAAUCCUUUGUUGGGUGGCGUUAGCUAAAAUAUAGUCUUUCAAAAGCGGCUUUACUGUUCUAACUCCAAUUCACACAGCACUUGAUAGAUUAUUAUUUAAAUAAUAUUAAAAUAAUAAUAUUUCGAUAAUAAUCCUUAUUAUUUGAAUUAUUUAAAUAGGAGGGUGAUGUUUAAGAUGCAUAAGAAUAGAACUUGUUUUUUCUCCCUCCGCAGUCCUAUUUCCUUAUUCUAAAUACAGUAGAGUCUCACUUAUCCAAGACUCGCUUAUCCAAGGUUCUGAAUUAUCCAGGGCAUUUUUGUAGUCAAUGUUUUCAAUAUAUUAUAUUUUGGUGCUAAAUUCGUAAAUGCAGUAAUUACAACAUAACAUUACUGCGUAUUGAACUACUUUUUCUAUCAAAUUUGUUGUAUGACAUGAUGUUUUGGUGCUUGAUUUGUAAAAUCAUAACCUAAUUUGAUGUUUAAUAGGCUUUUCCUUAAUCCCUCCUUAUUAUCCAAGAUAUUCGCUUAUCCAACCAAGGUUCUGCCGGCCCGUUUAGCUUGGAUAAGUGCGACUCUACUGUAAUGUAUUUUGCAAGAAAACGAAUGGCUACUUAAUGAAAAUGCCCGUUCGCUAGCUUUUGUUGUUGAGGCGCUUUGCAAGGAGUUUGCAAGGCAAGAGCGGGAAGGCCAACCAAUCACAAUUUACAAAGAUCCUCGCGCGCGUUUUCAAAUUGUCCAAUGAAGUACAGCAUUGCUUAGGAGGAACCAAUCAGAAACGGGAGCCUUCGCAGAACCAGCCAAUGAGAAGCGAGAGGCAGUGUAUAAAAAAGGCAGUCGGCGUGAGGGUUUCAGUUCUCUUUACUCAGAGUCAGGGAUGGCGCGGACGAAGCAGACAGCGAGGAAGUCGACGGGUGGGAAGGCCCCGAGGAAGCAGCUGGCCACGAAGGCAGCUCGGAAAAGCGCUCCGGCAACGGGCGGCGUGAAGAAGCCGCAUCGUUACCGUCCGGGGACCGUGGCCCUGCGAGAGAUCCGUCGCUACCAGAAGUCCACCGAGCUGCUGAUCCGGAAGCUGCCCUUCCAGCGUCUGGUGAGGGAGAUCGCGCAGGACUUCAAGACGGACCUGCGCUUCCAGAGCUCGGCCGUGAUGGCGCUGCAGGAGGCGAGCGAGGCCUACCUGGUGGGGCUCUUCGAGGACACCAACCUCUGCGCCAUCCACGCCAAGCGCGUCACCAUCAUGCCCAAGGACAUCCAGCUGGCCCGGCGCAUCCGCGGGGAGAGGGCCUAAGGACGGACGCCCCCGUUAGAAAGAAUGAACGAACCCAAAGGCUCUUUUAAGAGCCACCACUUCCUCGGGCGAAGGAGCUGAAGGCGCUUCCCUUUCCUUUUGUCAGACUCUUAAUAUUGGGGCCUGUAACAAUCUCAUUGAAAACUAGUCCAGUCGAAUGUCCAGGAUGGGAGAAAACUGAGGCACGUGUGAAUGUUUCAAUGGGCCACCUUGAUUAGCAUUGAAUAGCCUUGCAGCUUCAAGCCUGGGUGCCUACUGCCUCGGAGAAUCCUUUGAGAGGGAGGUGUUAGCUGGCCCUGAUUGAUUCAUGUCUGGAAUUCCUGUUUUCUGAGUGGUCUUUAUUUACUGUCCUGAUUUUAGAAUUUUUAAAAAUACAGUAAGAGUCUCACUUAAAUGGGUGGCAGAACGUUGGAUAAGCAAAUAUCUUGGAUAAUAAGGAGGGAUUAAGGAAAGGCCUAUUAAACAUCAAAUUAGAUCAUGAUUUUACAAAGUAAGCACCAAGACAUGUUAUAUAACGAAUUUGACAGAAAAAGUAGUUCAAUACGCAGUAAUGCUAUGUAGUAAUAACUAUACGAAUUUAGCACCAAAAUAUCACGAUGUAUUGAAAACAUUGACUACAAAAAUGUGUUGGAUAAUCCAGAAUGUUGGAUAAGUGAGACUACUGGUAGCCAGAUUUUGUUCAAUUUUAUGGUUUCCUCCUUUCUGUUGAAAUUGUCCACAUUCUUGUGGGUUUCAAUGGCUUUGCUGUGUAGUCAUAAAUCAAUCAGGGCCAGCUAACACCUCCCAACAAAGGAUUCCCCCCUCCAGACAAUAGCCAGACCUUGAAGUUGAAAGGCCAUUCAAUGCUAAUUAAGAUGGGCAAUUGCAACAUUCACACCUGCCUCAAUGUUCUUUCUCCCACCCUAGACCUUCCACAGAUAUAUAAACCCCACUUGCCUAGUUUCCAACAGUCCUCACAACCUCUGAGGAUGUAUGCCAUAGAUGUGGGAAAACGUCAGGAGAAAAUGCUUCUUGAACAUGGCCAUACAGCCCAGAAAACUCACUACAACCCAUUGUGAUUCAUUAUAUCUGUCUUUGUGCCUUCAAAAUGGCCUGUCGAUGUAUGGUGGCUUCAUGAAUUUCAUUCGAGAAAGAAUCUUUGGAAGUGGCUUUGUGAGUUCCUUCCUCUGAAAUAUAGCCUACAUCACCCGAUUUUUGUUGACGGUCUCCCAUCCAAGUACUAACCCAUGCUAACCCUGCUUAACAUCCAAGUUCAAAGGGGAUCUAGUACUGUAUCUUUAUUUAGAGUUUCCCAGGAUUUAUAGAUUUGUAGCCUUAUAAACAUCUGGGAGCUGCAUUCAGAGCGAUUUCACUUUCACUUAUUUUCCUCCCCGUUUCGAACAAUAUAGUUGGGUCAGUUUCGGCCACGCAAAUCUCCUUAGAGAACACUCCGUACAGUCCAAUCGGAAGGCGCGCACUGGGAGGAGACUUCUGAUUGGUGGAUUUCAAACGGGAAGAAAGCCCGCGCUUUUUUGUCUUCUUGGCAGAAGAGACCGCUAUUUACCCGGAUGAGAUGGGAGGAGGAAGCAAUAUGGAGGCGGAGCUGUUAUUCGAGCUAUUAGCUGGAUCGUUUCCCUGAGUGCAUCUACACUGUAGAAUUAACACAGUUUGACACCACUGUAAUUUCCAUGGCUCAAUGCUAGGCAACCCUGCGAUUUGUAGUUUUACAAGGAGUGAAGAAGGCUCCCAAAACUACAAUUUCCAGAGCUCCAUAGCUGGAACCGUGGCAGUUCAAGUGGUGUCAAAUUGCGUUAACUCCACAGUGUAGAUGCAGCAAAAGAAGUGUAGUUCUGUAAGUCUAACCAACAAAACAAAGGGGGCUGGUGAAAGAAUCAGCCAUUUUUAUAUGAACUUUAGAAAAAAUAAGUUUUGAAAUGUUUUUGUUUACUUAUGUUUUUGUUUACUUUUGUCUACUUUUAUUCCAACUUCAUGUUAGUAUUUAAUUUACAAAGUGCUCAUAUUGGCAUACAGUAGAGUCUCACUUAUCCAAGACUCGCUUAUCCAAGGUUCUGGAUUAUCCAAUGCAUUUUUGUAGUCAAUAUUUUCAAUAUAUUGUUAUAUUUUGGUGCUAAAUUCGUAAAUACAGUAAUUACAACAUAACAUUACUGUGUAUUGAACUACUUUUUCUGUCAAAUUUGUUGCAUAACAUGAUGUUUUGGUGCUUAAUUUGUAAAAUCAUAACCUAUUUUUAUAUUUAAUAGGCUUUUCCUUAAUCCCUCAUUAUCCAAGAUAUUCGCUUAUCCAAGGUUCUGCCAGCCUGUUUAGCUUGGAUAAGUGAGACUCUACUGUAUCUAUUUCCAUAACUGAAACCCCCCUUACAUUGCCAUAUAAUGCAGUUUCAGAUUGCAGUUGGAACUGCAUAAUGUGGCACUGUAGACUAAUAUAAUCUUGUUCAAUGUUAUUAAAAUUGCUUUGUGAAACUGCAUUGUUAUAUGCCAGUGUAGAUGUGGCCUGAGAUAUAUGAAAAAAGAGAUUUGACUAUACCUA